CGGCCUGGUUGGGCGCUGGAAAAGGCCUCACUCAUCAAGCUUGGGGCUGGUCAAACUUAUUGCAGUUUUCGGUGAGUUCGCGGGGAAAUCUUUGGCGACGGAAAUUUUGGGCGCGGCGGGUGCUUUGCCUGGUUCUGAAAUUUCUCCAACACAAAAAAAAAGGGCACCCAACCACGGUUCUGCGAUUUUGAAUCACAUCUACCCACCUCGUACAGCAGACUGCUCGAAACAUAAUCGCCAGCAAAUUCAACAGCACACGAAAGAUGCAUCUCAUGUACACCGAAGACCCUGCUACCGGCAGGCGAAUCUACACGUUGAAAAAGGUCCUCGAUGGCACCGUCACAAAGUCCGCCCAUCCUGCGAGGUUUUCCCCAGACGACAAAUAUUCGAGACACCGAGUGACUCUGAAGAAGCGAUAUGGGUUGCUUUUGACGCAGCAGAAUAACGAAAAGAAAUGAUGGGUUUCUAUACAGGCGUUUUGGGAGUGCGGCGUCGUCGCGAAAGGGCCAGAGAAGGGGAAAAGACAUCCAGACAAGAUUUGGGGAUAUCAUUAUCAUACGGCGCAGUCAAUACACUCUUUGACAAGUUCAAGUCUCCUACCGCUUUCUCGAGUUGACAUUUCGACCAGCCCCUACCCUGGGCCGUCCCGCGGUAUGACCUCUGUCGCCUGACAGGAUGCCGGGCAGGAUAUCCUCAUCCAUCAGAUCCUUCUCUCUCCUGGUAUCCCUCUUCAUCUUCGCCAUGGCUCUUACGUACUCCUUCUGAUCUUCUGCCAAAAUCAGAUCAUUGCCCCAUCCGCUCUUACCUCCUCCCCCGUGCCUCGGCCCUUGCCAUUUCUGAUUUGCGCUCCCACUCGUGGGUUUGGGGACUGAAAAGACAUUGCCUUUGUUGUUCCAUUGCAUAUUCCUCUUCAGAUGCAGCUUCACUUCUCCUUUAUCAUUUGUUGUACACGUUACCCUGGUCAGUGAGGGUUUCCCGCACCGCGAGCAGAACUGUUUCGACAUGUCUUUGGUGGUGGAGAAACAUGCGUGACACCGCAGGAUGAAUUGCUUGAUCUGGGAGAUCCGUUGGCAGGUCUUGGUGGAGAUGAGGUUUAGGUUCAUUUGGAGGAGAACGUUUUGCAUGGCGAAGUCGCCGGUCAUGGUGGCUACCUGGAGAUGUUUGGGUGAAGAUUUAGACGCUCCGCUGCUGGCGGACUCGUCCUGGGCUUGUCGGCGUUUGAUGUUGGAAGGGGUGAUCCAUCCUUCGUCGGAGUCUGAGCCUUCGGACUCUAUUGGUUGUGUGGAUGA
Molecule: messenger RNA, 1289 nt
Organism: Cladophialophora immunda
Lineage: Eukaryota; Fungi; Ascomycota; Eurotiomycetes; Chaetothyriales; Herpotrichiellaceae
Product: H/ACA ribonucleoprotein complex subunit 3
Exons: 3
Coding region: 264-458 (64 amino acids)
Biological process (GO): rRNA pseudouridine synthesis; positive regulation of telomerase RNA localization to Cajal body; ribosome biogenesis
Cellular component (GO): box H/ACA telomerase RNP complex; box H/ACA snoRNP complex
Molecular function (GO): box H/ACA snoRNA binding; telomerase RNA binding
Source: RefSeq, a predicted model, not a curated record